AUGUUCUGGAAGUUUGACCUGCACACGAGUUCGCACAUCGACACGCUGCUGGAGCGGGAGGACCUGAGCCUGCCCGAGCUGCUGGAUGAGGAGGACGUGCUGCAGGAGUGCAAGGUCGUCAACCGCAAGCUGCUCGACUUCCUGCUGCAGCCGCCCCACCUGCAGGCCAUGGUGGCCUGGGUCACCCAGGAGCCCCCGGCCAGUGGCGAGGAGCGUCUGCGCUACAAGUACCCGAGCGUGGCGUGCGAGAUCCUGACGUCGGACGUGCCCCAGAUCAACGAUGCGCUGGGCGCCGACGAGUCCCUCCUGAACCGCCUCUACGGCUUCCUGCAGAGCAGCGGCAGCCUCAACCCGCUGCUGGCCAGCUUCUUCAGCAAGGUCAUGGGCAUCCUCAUCAACCGCAAGACCGACCAGCUCGUGUCCUUCCUGCGCAAGAAGGACGACUUCGUGGAGCUGCUGCUGCGCCACAUCGGCACCUCGGCCGUCAUGGACCUGCUGCUGAGGCUCCUCACCUGCGUGGAGCGGCCGCAGCUGCGGCACGACGUCGUCAACUGGCUCAACGAGGAGAAGAUUGUGCAGAGGCUGAUAGAGCUGAUCCACCCGUCCAAAGACGACAAUCAACAUUCCAAUGCGUCCCAGUCCCUGUGCGACAUCAUCCGCCUGAGCCGGGAGCAGAUGGUGCAGGUGCCGGACAGCCUGGAGCCCGACCCGCUGCUCAGCACCCUCAAGAAGCAGGAGACCAUUGAGCAGCUCCUGAGCAACAUGUUUGAGGGGGAGCAGAGCCAGUCUGUCAUCGUCCACGGGAUCCAGGUGCUGCUGACGCUGCUGGAGCCCAGGAGGCCCAGGUCCGAGUCCACGACCAUGAACAACUUCUUCUGCAGCGUAGAUGGGCAGUUGGAGCUGCUGGCCCAGGGAGCCCUGGAGAGCCCCACGUCCAGUGUCGGUGCCCUGCACGCCCUGCGGCCACGGCUCACCCACUUCCACCAGCUACUGCUCGAGCCGCCCAAGCUGGAGGCGUUGCAGACAACGUGGGGGAGCCUGGCCCCUCCGCUGGGGAGCACACGGCUGCACGUGGUCAAGCUCCUGGCCAGCGCUCUGAGCGCCAACGACGCGGGCCUGACGCAGGAGCUGUUGGCGCUGGACGUGCCCAACACCAUGCUGGACCUCUUUUUCUACUACGUCUUCAACAACUUCCUACACGCCCAGGUGGAGAUGUGUGUGAGCGCCAUGCUGAGUGCGGGGCCCCCUUCUGACAGCGGCUCCGAGGCCCCUGUCCCCAACCCUGUCAUCAAACAUCUGCUGCAGCAGUGCCGCCUGGUGGCACGGAUCCUGUCGUCCUGGGAAGAGAACGACCGCGUACAGUCCAGGGGAGGCCCCCGGAAGGGCUACAUGGGCCACCUGACGCGGGUGGCCAACGCCUUGGUGCAGAAUGCGGAGAAGGGGCCCAAUGCUGAACAGCUGGGGCAGCUGCUGAAGGAGUUACCCGAGGAGCAGAGGGAGCAGUGGGAGGCCUUUGUGGCGGGGCCACUGGCAGAGACCAACCAGAAGAACACGGUGGAUCUGGUGAGCACUCGCCCCCUGCACUCCUCCAGUGACGAUGAGGACGACCGGCUGAAGGAGCUCAGCUUCCCGGAGGAGGCUGUGCUGCAGCAGGCCUUCAUGGACUUCCAGAUGCAGCGCAUGACCUCGGCCUUCAUCGACCACUUUGGUUUCAACGACGAGGAGUUUGGGGAGCAGGAGGAGAGUGUGAAUGCACCCUUUGACAAGACGGCCAACAUCACCUUCUCCCUCAAUGCUGAUGACGAGAAUCCCAACUCCAACCUGCUAGAGAUCUGCUACAAGGACCAUAUCCAGCAGUUUGAUGACGAAGAGGAGGCCGGGGAUGAGGAGGGCCCGGGCUCUGGGGAGUCAGAUGGCGAGGACGGUGCCUGGCGGGGUGGUCAGCUGUCCAGAGGGGCCCGCCUCGGCCAACGCCAGAGCAGCCGGAGCGGAGGCAGCACAGACAGUGAGGAGGAAGAUGAGGAGGAUGAAGACGAGGACGAUGAGGAGGAGGACGGUGACGGCCACAUGGCCAGGGGCGGGGCCGGCUCCCCCUCCUGCCUGAGCGCCGGCCUCCAGCCUCUCCCACUUGCUCCCUCGCCAGGCCCUGGCUGGACGGCCACCUUCGACCCAGUGCCUACUGAAGCCCCGUCAGGCCCCUGUGUCUCCAGGGACAAGGAGCCCAGCCCCGGUGCCCCGGCGCCCCAGGGGCCUCGCGAUGGCCCCCAGGGCCCACCUGCCCCAAGCCUGGCUGCCCUUGCAGCCGGUGAAGCCCUGCAGGUUAGGUCUCAGGACCCUGCAGCCCCUUCAGCACCUCAGGAAGCCUCUGCCGGCGGUGGCAUGGUGGCGCCUGCGGCCCCCUGCCAGGCCUUGGUCAGUGUCGGGGACCUCCAGGCCACCCUCAGCAGAAUGUGCAGUGCCCCCAGCUCCUCAGACAGUGCAAGCAGAGACCCCUCUACCUCUGUCCCAGCCUCUGGGGCCCAGCAACUCCCUGAGACCACCGAGGGGGAGAAGAAUCCAUCGCCCUUGGGGCUGCCCCAAAGCCAGAGUGCCCAGGCCCUCCAGCCGCUGCCUCCAAUGCUCGGUGGCUCUGCGCUGGGUGGGCCCAUGGCCCUGGGCUUCCAGUGGCUGCCAGGAGCGGUGGGCAGUGGUGGGCAGUGCGGCUCCCGGGGCUCACCUGGCAUCUCCCUCUCUUCCAGGUGA
Orycteropus afer afer is the source of this 2742-nucleotide messenger RNA. It is a transcript of the gene PPP6R1, whose product is annotated as protein phosphatase 6 regulatory subunit 1. The transcript has 22 exons. Bases 1 to 2742 code for a protein of 913 amino acids. NCBI's taxonomy places the organism in Eukaryota, Metazoa, Chordata, Mammalia, Tubulidentata, Orycteropodidae. Gene Ontology annotation, molecular function: protein phosphatase regulator activity; protein phosphatase binding. Gene Ontology annotation, cellular component: nucleus; cytosol. The record is from RefSeq and is a predicted model, not a curated record.